AAUCACUUUCGAAGGCGCCAUGUUUGUUUAGAAGCUAGCCAUGAGUUCGAAGAAGAAGAAAAGUGAUGGACGAUCUGGGGAGUUAGAGAAAGCGGAAGAAGUGUUUCAAGCUGUUAUACUUACAGAUAGUUUCAACUUCAGAUUCUUACCGAUAACUCUUGAGACACCAAGGGUAAGUGAACUCCAAAUCACAUGUUCCUCCCAGCUAAUUUUUUUUGUGUGUUUUUUUUUUGUUUCAAAAUUAAGUUUUCUUUUCCCGUUGCGGGCCCCUUGUUAUGAAGAUGUACGAUAAAACAUUCAUUUUUUUCUAUUCUGAUCUGUGAGCUGCGGAAGAUCUAAGCAGGUUCCUAUUUUCAUUGAUCUAAAUUGGAAGUAAGCCUGCUUUUGUUUGUGGGAAUAGGCCACUUGCACUAAGAGGUCACGUGACCAGUGCUUCGUUUAAACAAUGAGUUGGAAUCUUGCUGAUGCCAAAAAUUGACAGAGCACAUAAAAGUUAUCUUACACCCGAAAUUUGAGCGGAAAUGCAUUUAAGGGAGAUAUUUUAUGGGACAAAGUAGUAUGAUUUGUAUUGGCCGCCGUGUUGGAGGGCAUCAGGGUUCGCAAAUAUGCCAAAUUUGGCGUAUUUUACACCAAAAUUGUUCAGAUGACUCCAUUGAGGUUACGGAGGGAGUCACUUCGACUCCAGAAAUUUUUGGUAACAAACACAGUUUUGUCCUUACCUUUUUCGCAACAAAUACAAUUUACGUUAAGUGUAAACAUUGUAAACCUUAAUUAACUCAUCGAAAUUAAAGAGUUAUACUGCACGACAAAACAGGAAGAGGGUAAAUUACGAUCAAAGUUUACUCGAUGACCGCCAUCAUGGAUUUGAGCUUUCCACGUCAGCAGACCGCCACAGCUAAUUCUUGUAUCCCUCACGAUAGUGUAUAUGUUGUGGUUCAAUUUUAUCCCUGGUUUAAAUUUUAUUUCCCUUUGUUUGGGGUAUGGUAAUGUAUGAUAAUGAGUUUAAAACGAAGGGAAAUAAAAUUUAAACUAAGGAUAAAAUUGAACCACAACAUAUACAUGCCGGGACCAUGUGCUGGAAAGUCUGAUACAGUCAUGCUUGACUCCAAAUAUUCCAUGACUCCAAAAUUUGUGAAGCAGAAGUCACACUGACUCCACUCAUCUAUAAAAUUUGCAAACCCUGGAGGGUAUACUUUUGACCUCCAACAUGGUGGCCAAAACUACUUUAUCCUGAUAUCUUGUUAAAUGUUUGAUAGUUACGCUCAGAUGUGCUGUAAACGUUACCACAUCAUAUUUUCAACAUUUUCCGAAGUUUAAGUGCAAAAUUUGUGUUCAGAAAGAGGUAAUUUAUAAUUUUAAAAAUCACAUUUUGGUCACAUGACCUGUUAUGAACUUACUCAUUUUAAGAAAAUGGUGCGGGAUUGAAAAACCAAAUCACUAUUAGUUUGUUUAAGAUGUGACCCACUAAUCAUUUUUCGAAGGCAAAAAUCAUUUAACUUUCAUUUUCAUAAAAAUGAUGUCACAUGACCUCUUAAUGAAAAUGGCCUGUUAGGGUAUCGUUUGGGUCUUUGAUCUAUUGUUUAGUUAGCUAAUUGUACAACAUGUUGUGUUCUCCUGGGUGGAGUAUGGGUAAGUUUUUCAAAUUUCAGCUCAAGAACUGUCAUGUAAGACUAAGUCUCUUCAAUUUUAAAUGAAAAAAAAGGAAGUCAAGAAAUAUGUCAAGUAGGAUCAAACCCAGCACUCUGGGUCCACAAUCCAUCGCCCUAUCCACUAGACCACCGAGGAAUUGCUGCCCAAAAGAGUUUUAAUUUAGAUAUUCAUAGUGACAACCCUAACAAUAAAUGAAAGCUAACCAAAUCCGAGUCAAUACUUAACCCUAAUCAGUGCUUAGCCCCAAUCACUAUUUACAGUGCUUAACCCUUAUCACUACAGUCAUUGCUUAAUAGAAGCAAUUAUUUUGUAUAGGUGUCAUAAGGUGUCCAACCCCAUACUCCGCCAGGGAGUUAAUUUUUUCCUUCUGAGAGAUUCUGGUGCCCUUAUUCGGCCCUAGGAGGAGGGGGCAGGGGGGGGUGGGGAACUUGGCCUAUAUUUGGAUCUGCUGCUGGACAGUGUGUGAGUUUUUCCUAAACAGAGUAUAAAAUUUCAUGCCAGUCUGUCUGUCAAGUCUUAUAAACAGGGUAUUGCCUGCAUGAUUGAUUUGAUUCGCGUGAUGAAAUUUGUUUGUACUGCAAGUAUACAGAAGCAAUGACUGUAACAUGGAUUUGUUCUAUUGCAAUAAUUUCCAGUUAGUGGCUUUAAAAACAGAAUGAAAAAACAGGAAAAAAUUUAUAUAAACAUUAAAUUUAUGCAGGCACUCCACUCAAAUAAUUUAAAACACAUUUGUAAAGAAUCCAAACAGAACUUAAGAGGGUUAAAAGAUGGCAACUGGUUGAAGGCAAGAUUGAGAAAAGGCUACUACUCAUGGUCAGAGUUGGAAAUUGAACCCAAGAUUUUUGGAUUGCCAGUCCAAUGUACUGGUCAUUUUUUGGCCUUGUUUUUUCUGAAGUAAUGUUAUUCUAUUUGUUGUCAAGUGUGGCUGUGGAUUGCAAUUCUGAUCAUGAUUAUAAGGAUAGCUCUUGAACUAUUUGUCUAUUAUGCUUAUAGGCUUUGCUACCAUUGGUAAAUGUUCCUCUCCUGGAUUACACUAUUGAAUUUCUUGUUGAAGCUGGAGUCCAGGAAAUUUUUGUCUUCUGCUGUAGACAUGUUGAUCAAAUCAAGAAACAUUUAAGGUGCGUGACAAUUGAGUGGUGAUGGUGAUGGCUCGAAGAUAUUAAAAUAUAGUUUAUUGAUUGAUUGAUUGAUUGAACAAUAGAAAGAGUCUGAGGAAAAUGGCUUUAAAACCUUUUAAAAGUGACUCUUCAUUUAAAGUGUUCUCCUUAUCAGGCAGUAACUGGUAAAAUUUACGGCUUGAAGCAACACUUCUUGCCUCCUGUAACCACUUGAAGUGUUGCUAAAAUUACAUAAGUUGUUUACAAAAUAUGCAAGUUGUGAUCCAAGCCAAUCCCUCACAAGGAAAGAAAUAGGGAAUAAACAAGAGGUAUACACAGCUUUUGUCUAUGAGUACUUUAUUUAAAAUGCUGACUGGUACCUUUCAAAGCAUUGCAGGCGAACAAUUUUUUUGUGGGCUUCUGUCACAAUUCUAGACUUUCUCAACCAGCAGGAAAAGUUUGUGACUUCUGCAACUUGUGUUACUGAAUUGACCCUACUGGUGAAGGCAGCCUUCAUUCAUAAAAUUCUUUGUUUUGAGGUGAUUAAAAUAUUUUUUGGUCAGAUCAAUAAUGGUUGACAGGAUGCUAAAAAAUAAAAGCCUUCGUGAAUGCUAAAGUUAAGAUAUUCAAGACUGUGAAUGAGUGUAGACAGAUUUGCAAAGAUCAGAAACAGACAGACUGCUGAUUUCAAAACAAUUCUUCAUGUAGACCACCCUAAAGGUAUCACUGCAUGAAAAUUACUGCUUUUAUACAGUACAUUGUAUAAAUUGUAACUCUUUAAAAGUAAAUUUUAAAAUUGUUAUAAGUUUUUAACCUCUGAUCUGAAGGCAGAUAGCUUACCAUGCUGAUUUGCCUAAAAAAGGUCUCAUGAAAAAGGAGUGACAUUGAACUUAGCUCCUGAAAUUUUUCUCUUGGGGGUGGGACCAUAACACUUCCCCCCCAACUGUCAAUUAGCAUUUGCAUUUCUUAUUGUCCAGAUUGUGUGUGUUCAUGUUAUAAUUUCUAUUCCAACAACAAUGAUUUGUUUUUGCUUGCCUUUUCUGGCAGUCAAUCAAAGUGGACAAGCUCAAGAAGUCCAUGUGAUGUGAAAACCAUUGUUUUUGAAGAUUGCUUGUCUCUAGGCGAUGCUCUUCGAGAAAUUGACAGACAGGUACAAAAGCAUUAUUGUUACAUGCAAUCAUUUGUUUGUGAGCAAUUGAACUUGAUGACUGAAUAAUUUAUCAACAUUUUUAAGCUUUUUUUAAAUUAAAAUUACCUAUUUGUAAUUCUUUUUUUUUUUGCAGUCUUUUCUCAAGAAUGAUUUUGUUUUAGUAAGUGGUGACAUAGUGUCAAAUAUGAAAUUAGAUCAAGUUCUGAAGGAACACAAGUAAGUUUUGUACAGUGAAUCCCUUGGUAAAUGUACCCCAAUGUUAUGUAUCCCCAUUAAAUGAAUAACUUUUCCAGCCCCCUUACACUGUUGUUAGCAUAAUAUUGGUGCCUUGUCAUAUGAUAACAACAUACAUGUUUAGUAACGUACAUUUUGGUAGUAACAAAUAAUUAUUUUUAGCAUUAUUUUAGGUUAACACUCAAAUGGUAUAAAUUAUUGUUACCAAGUUUAUAAUGGCAUGAGACCCAGUUUUUCUCUUCUUACUCUUUGUGAGCUGUCAGUUAGUGAGGUUGUUGGCCAAUGAGAAUGUGAUAUUUGCCAUUGCUGUCUAGUAGCACCACCAUGCAGUGCUUUCAAUAAGCACCAAUGGUGGAUGAAAAACAUUGGCCUCUUCACUCCUCAGAGAAGUCACCUAUGUACCUUCUUUCCUUGUGGUCACUCACUCCACUUGUACAGUGUAUUUUAAUAAUAUUUAUUAAUAGGCUUUGCUGAGAUGCAUACCUGCACAUGUACAUGUUGUUUUUAGUUGAAAAUUUAUAUAAGAACAGUUUUUUACAACUUGCCCAUCUCCUCUCCUUCCUAAUGUUGUUUAUCGCAGUUAACUCACCAAAUUUUGUAUAUCAAGAGGGAGGGUGUGAAGACAGUAAAGAGUCCCCAACAAUUUUUACCGAGACUGUACGUUGUAGGUCAUCUUUUUUUUUUAACCAGGCAAUUUUUUUAUUUUCUGUGUUGGAGAUCAAUAUUUGUUUUCAAAGAGAUUUUAAUAUUGCCUAUUUAUUCUCCUUAUCUAUCUUCCUUCCUGCCCCAAAGAAGAUUCUUAUUUUGUUAUACAGAGGGUGUGGCUAAGAUAUAAAGAUCCAUGAUAUUGAGCUUCCACUGUAUUAAAAGUGUCCUUUUGAUUGACAGAGACAGACGGAAAAAGGAUAAAUCAUCACUCAUGACGAUGGUCUUUAAAGUUGCUAAUCCUGGACACAGGACAAGGUGUCUGUUAAUUACCUUAACUGAGUCAUUAAUAUUAUUAUUUUAAGUUAUGUUGGAAGGAAAUUGCAAAAAUGACCAUACACCAACCCUGUUACCUUUUUUGUAACCUUUUUUUUCACUUUAAUCUUUGUACAAUUAUCGUAGGUGCCGGGAAGAAGACCUUAUAGUUGCUAUGGAUUCAACAACAGGGAGAAUUCUACACUGUGAUAAGACAGCUAGCAAAAAGCAAUUCUCAUUUCCUUUGGUAAUGAAUUUAUAUUUUUUAAAUUAAUCUUCAAAUGAUUAAAGGGUUAUUAACCUUUUAGGUCCCAAGAGUGACCAACAACAACUUUCUCCAAACAAUGUAAAUUAUACAUAAUAAAGAAAAAUAGUUACGAGAUUUAAUAAAGGGAAAAAUUCUUUGAUCUUUCAUCAAAUUCUCUCAGCUAAUUGCUUAAGGAAAUGAAUGGACAUCAGUCUGGAGAAUUUAAGUGUGGAUAUUAGGUCUUGAAGGGUUAAAUGAAAUAGGUCCAGUGUACACUAAUCCUUGUCAUAAAUUAACAUCAAAUUCUGCCUUUUUUCAUAAGCCAGAGCAAGGCUGUUUGGAAGGAAAAUGUAGAAGCCAGUAAUCACUUAUGGCCUUUUCCCAGGAUUCCCUCUAUUAUUUUUUGUAUUCUUCUUUUCCUCUUGCAACAACUUAAGUACUAACAAUUCAUCAUUAACCUUCUUAAAUGGGACCAGCAGCGUGCAAAGAAAGUCAUGUCUGAUAGCCCAGGGCUAGUGAAUUUAGCUAUCGGGCAAGUGAAUUCUAUUCUUAACCUGCCCAACUGGCAGGUGAGGGUUUUUGUGGAAUUCAAAUCACUGAUGAACUGUUAUCAAUCCUGCUCAUCAAAAUAAUAUAUUUUUUAGACUAGUUAAAAUGACUCUUGGGCUAGUACAUGCUAUCUACUGCUUGCUCAAAUGGCAAGCUGUAAAACUGACUUUCUUUGCACCCUGUCCAGCGACUAAAGGUAGUCAUGAUUCUUUUUUUUUUUUAAAUUUUUUUUGCAGAGUUUAUUCACAGGAAACAAUAAUAUUCAAAUAAGAUAUGAUCUCUUGGACUGUAACAUUUCUAUAUGCUCAACAACGGUGAGUUACCUGUUCUUUUUUAUUUAAUUUUUUUUAUUGUAGUGCAGUUGAACCUGAGUCCAUGAAGGAAGCAUGUACUAACAGGGAUGUCACUAAGAUUUCAAGUUGCUGGGUAAAUACAACAAGUAGGCAGGGAAUCAAACAGCUAGGGAUUUCUUUUGGUUUUAUUUUUCUUCUAUUUUCCUUUGUAACUAGCCAGGGGCCACAUUCAUAAUAGCUGGGGGAAAUUACCAGCCCCCUGCUCUUGAUGACAGCCCUGUACUAAGCAGCCACUUGCUAUUGAUUGGGCAGUAAUUGAAGUAACUAUAAAAACCUCUAUCACGUGGCCACCUCCAUUGAGCAACCCCGCCCACCAUUUUUCCUUCCCAAUGAGAGUUCUCCUUUUGUUGUCACCUCUAUUAAGUGGCCAUCAAGGGCGUGAUACUCUUAGUUUGGUUUUAUUUUUAAAAUAUAAUGAAGGAAAAUACAAUUCCGAGAUACAUGUAGUAGGUGACGACCAAUUGUGGACCAGUAAUGACACUCUUAUCACGUGCUUGUUUCAAAAUAAGGUGAUGUUUGUGCUAAAGGUUAUGCUAAUUUAUGACAAAGCUCUAUUGGGCGGCCAAUGCAACCUCCAUUAAGCAGUCACUUGUUUAGACACCACGUGUGGCUGGUUAAUAUAAUAUAGAGGUUCAGCCGCACGCGUAAAAGCUAUCUGAAUAAAAUUAUAAUUAUUUGUUGUUCAAAAAAGUCCAUUUUGCUGUUGCUUCUUAGGUUCCACAGUUGUUUACAGAUAAUUUUGAUUACCAAACUAGAGAUGACUUUGUCAGAGGAAUCCUUGUAAAUGAAGAGGUAAGGCUCUUUUUCCUUAUUACCGACAUUGUUAUUAUCAGGGGCGUAGCCAGCCUAUCAACCUGUAGGCCCUGGCCUUCAAAUUUUUGGUUUGAUCACUCUACUGCUUGUAAUAAAUGCAUUCUUGGGGUGAGCUAAAAAGGUUAAGAGCUCAAAGUGUUGGCAAGGUUAGUGUGUACUAGUUAUGCAUGCAAUUUUCAGGAUGUGUGGAAAUGAAAGUCAGCCAGGCCUACAACUAGUUGAAAAGCUGGUUCAAAGCUGAUUAAUAUUAUAUUAUGUUGAAGAUGGGCUGUGGGCCCAGAUAGUGGGGCACAGAAAAUACAAAUUUACAGCUGUAGGCUGAUUUAACUUUCAUUUUAAAGUUUUAUGUUGAUUUUAAAUGCAAGGAAUUAAUUUUGUUCGGCGCAAUUGUGUAUUUGUGUUAAUAUUGGUACAUGUAUAAAAUGUACAGUAAGAGCAUUCAAAUACUGGUAACACAAGAAAAUGUCAAAUUCCCUGCUUUCCCUUUCUAUUUCCCUGCAAAAAUGCUUCAAGAAUUACAUGUAGUCUCAGCUCUGUGCAUUGUUGUUGCUGAGGGAUGCUUAGUUGUAUAUUUUUUAACUCUGCUGAUAUGUAAACCACACACUUCUCUGAUUGCAGUUCUUUUUGUGUGCAAUAAAAUUUUCGUUUUGUUCAUAUUUGUCACAAUAUUUUUCUUGUUUUAGAUAAUGGGCAAUCAGAUUCAUUCAUUUCUUAUAAGCAACAAGUAUGCUGCUAGAGUUUCAAAUCCUUACAUGUACGAUACUGUCAGGUGAGUGAACUGUCUUUGAAUAAAAUUGAUUCACACAUUUUAGUUUCAAUACACAGUGUUUUUUCAGCUGUAAAAUUUCCAUUUCUGCCUUGAAUUCCUCUUUACUUGUAAUGGGUAUGGACUUUGGAAAAUAUGUCAUUGAUUUGUGUAACAUUCAUUAAGAACUGUGCUUGGUUGAGAUGGACACCCAAGUUGUCUAUUGGCUUCCACUUUUGGCAAAGCCAGCUCUUUGACGGUAUGUUACGUGCCAUUGUAAUAAUUGGAAUUUGUAAUUUGUUUAUCCACGGAGCACUUAGGAGUUCUUAAGAACUCGUUGAAACGUGUCCAUGCAUUCCAGAUUGAAUUGGAAUUUGGAAGUGCUGGUUUUCGAGGAAAGGGAAAAACUGUACUACCCUGAGAAAAACCUCUUGGAGCAAGGAAGAGAACCAACAACAAACUCAACCAACAUAUGGUGUUGACGCCAGGAUUCGAACCUGGGCCACAUUGGUGGGAGGCGAGUGCUCUCACCACUGCGCCACCUUUGCUCCCCCAUACCUUCCAGUCAUGAGCCCCCACGCCAAUGGAACCAGGCACCUGUCACACUGAUUAACAGUGGAAAAAUAAAAUGGGGUAGAGGUGGGGGUAAAUGCACAAUCCAAAGGCUAUAUGAAGUGAAUGAACCACAAAAAAUAAAUGUUGUGCUAUUGUAAACGCACGACCGUGCAUGAGCCACUAAACUGACCACUGACCCAGUAGACUACAGGGCUGUCAAAAAGUGUUUAAGUAGCAGGCUGAUAAUGAAUAGUAGGCGGCUUUGGAACUUGCACCAAAGGCGCAAGGUCUUGAGGGCUGAGGUAUCUAGGGACAUUUUGAAAUUUAGAGUCUCGGAAAUGCCAUUUCCAGGGGUUUUCAAGAGGUAUUUUUCACCGCCAACGCCAUGUUGUUUCAUCAGAAUACAUGCUAGACCAGGAACAAUACUGUUGAGAUGUCCCCACUAGAAGCGUUCCACGACGUCGGAUGGUUCAAACGUUUCACGGAUCUAAACCCGUUUACAUAUGCGUUCAAUGUCAUUCAAAACUGGGAAACAGAUGCUUUACAAAUUUUAUUCAAUGGUGCUUAUUUUUUGUUAGCAGUUAUGGUACAAGGAGAUGACAGUAACCUGACUAAAGGAUGGCUAACUAGCCGGCACUUUUGGCCAGCCACUGGCCCUUAUUGACAGCCCUGUCGACUGACAACACUAGGAGACAGCACUCCUUGUUGUUAACUGUGUUAAAUUUCAUGUAUGACAUUGUUUACGCGGUAAAUUUCAAAAUUCUUUAUUUGCAUCCAUUAUUUAAUUAAUUGUAUUAUUUUAUUAUUGUAUUCUAUAACUGCAGCAAAGACAUCCUGAGUAGAUGGGCGUAUCCAAUAACUCCUGAUAACAGUGUGUUUUUUAUGGAUUUUUCGUUUUCAUUUGCACGGCACAAUGUUUACUUGGACAGUGAGUUAUCAUUAGCUAGGUAAGUGGGAUUAUUAAAAUGUUACAUACAUUAUUCAUUCAUGUGAGAAAAAGAAGUCAUACUGUAAGUCACAGUGAAUCUUUGGAUUUUUACAAUCCUUGUUAAUUGUGAAACUGCAGUUGUUACCAUACCAGAGGGCAAGUUGAAUUAAUUUGCACUCAGACAGUCCUCUAAGCUCAACGUUUUUCAAAGUCACCUUUUAGUGACUUAAAUUAUACUUAAAAAUGUUUGCCUGUUAUAACAUGCCGGUUGCCAGAGGAAAGGACACAGUUACUCAAGCUGCGUUCGUAGCAGAUUUACAUGUAAAAUAAGGGGUAUACCCUUACACCCUUGUCACAAAUGGCAACAAUUCUUUUAUUUUUCUAGAGACUGUGUGUUAGAAGAAAAUCUAUUAAUCAGUAAAGGGACUUCAGUGGGAGCUGGAACUGUCAUCACAAACUCUGUAAUAGGCAGAAAUUGUGUAAUAGGUAAGAUACUGUAAUUACUAUGGUCACAUGUACCGGUAGUCUGAGUGGUAUAAACCUUUACUAAAUUGACUCAGAAAACUUUACUAUUCCUAAGGAUCAACAUUUUUAUUCACCAUGGAUUGAUUAUUAGUUUUCCUAACAAUAACAACAUAAACUCUAGUUUUGUCAUUAUGUGGUUGUUGUGUUGUUAAUUUUAGGUGACUUUGUUCAGCUUGAUGGUGUACAUCUCUGGGAUAAUGUGAGAAUUGAUGAUGGGUCCAAAAUAUCCAAAUCAAUUGUGUGUACGAAUGUUCAUAUUAAAAGGUACUUUUUAUAAUUAGCCAGAGAAAACAGCCGACAUUUGGCGACACUACCACUGAGUUUCCCCGCCAAAUGCCGUCUGAGAAGCGAGUGCAAAAGUUCUGUACUGAUGAUGCGUCACUACCCAGAUCUGGGUGGUGUUUCUGAUUGGUUGAAUCAAAUUUCCCAUGUGGCAUGACCAAUGAGAAGCACUACCCAGAUCUGGGUAGUGACGUGUCAUCAGUAUGGAAUUUGUGCACUCGUUUCUCAGACGUCAUUUGCCGUGGAAACCAGUGGUAGUGUUGCCAAAUGUCGGCUGUUUCGUCAGGCUAGUUUUUUGCAAAUGUAUUUUAGUUUAAUUGUUUACGAUAAUAAUUAUGUUGAGGUAUUUUGUUAUCAGGUGAUAUUUCAUAAAAAUUCAAUACCGUACAUUAAGUUCUGCAUAUCAGGAUAAUUAUAAGAUUGCAAUCUUCCAGGUUUACACUGUGCACCAACUCAUCAUCAUAGUUUAAAUUUGGCAAUCAAUUCUGUUUAGAUACUGAAUAGAUUGAGAACGGAAGCAACAUUUUACUUCUCCAUAUAUUUAAAUUCAUAGUUUGUUCAGACUAUCGGCUAUGCAAUUUUGAAUUUGGCGAAUAGUUCUAUUUUGUUUGGAUAUUAUUGAGAAUGGAAACAACACUGUACUUCUCCAUACACUUAACUUUUCUUUUCCGUAUGCACUAAUGGCUAUACAGUGAUAGGAAGAAGGAAGGAAUCUGUAUCCCCUGUGAUACCUUUUGGGCUCUGUCAACGAGGUUUAAAGUAUAGCUUAACAUUAAAGUAUAAACUGACAAUUAAGAAUACAUAGCUGGUCUGACUUUCUCCCCUUGGCCUGUAUCGAAACACCAUAACUUCUCAAAAGCAAUGGCAUUUCAUACUGUCACAACAUUUUGGUCCUACUAUCCCCAGAAAACUUACAAUCAAACUACAUGUGACUUGUUGUCAGCGAGGCAAUAUCAAUAAUACUGGGAAAAGGGUUGGUGAAGAAACAAUUAUUUUCUGUAUUGAAUUUACAUCAGAUGUACUAGAGAAGACUUGUGAGUUUCGAAGAGGUCUGGCCUCCACUCAUGGAAAUUUGAAAAUCUGAACUCUCAUAUUUUCAAAGAAAUGUAUGCUGCAAGGGCUGUAGCUGUUGGCCGCGCAUUCUUUGUUAGAAUUUAAGACUUCAAUCUCUUCUACUUUCUUGGUUUUUAGCAGAUCAGCAUUGUACCACUAGUAAAUGAGUACAUAUCUUAUGUUAUACAUGUAAAUGAGCAGCAGUGAUUGUUGAAGUUAAAACUGGAGAUAGAGAUAGGUGUGUGAUAUAGAUAUUAUUAUUACAUUAUGUACUUUAAAAAAAAACGUACUUUAUAUUUUCCGUAUUUUAUAGACAGUCUCUGAUUGCUUUUUAUUUAAAUACUGUUGUAUCUCUCCUUGUUGUAGGAAUGUUACAAUCACAACAGGAUCAUUGAUUUCAUUUAAUGUAAGUCAUAGGUGCAGUAAAAUGUAAUAAUCAUAUUAUUAGAUUUUAAUUUACUGAAUUGGCUGACUAAUACUCUCUAAAUAUCACUGUUUUUUGUCCAGGUUGUGAUAGGACCCGAUAUAGUCCUUCCUCCCGGUGUGAAAAUAACACUAAAAAGACAGACAGAAGGCGAUGACUUUGGAAUGGAUGGACUUUCUCUUGAAGACAACCAAAGCGUAGGUAGGGUUCUCUCUUCUUAUUAACAUAUUUAAGGUUUCACUUACUUGCAAAGGCACUGGUCUUUUAGGCAAAUAACUUAAUUAUAGUAAAAUAAUAAUAAUAAUGCGAAUAUUUAUACAGGAUAACCUUCAGUUCUAUUUAAAAACGACUGUUAUCAAAAGGGUCCUGUAACUAAAUAAUAGAUAACUAAAAAAUAAAAAAUAAAAUCGAACGUGGAAAAUAAAAGAAACUAACACUAAGAAAUCUAAGAUUCAAAAAUCAGCGACAACUGUGACAACAGUGAAAAAAGCGAAAACAGUGACAACAGUAACAACACAGACAACAGCGACAACAGCAACAACAGCGACAACAGUGACAACGGCGACAACAGCAACAACAGUGACAACAGAGACAACUGAGACAACUGAGACAACAGCAACAACAGUUACAACAGUGAAGACAGCAACAACAGUGACAACACCAACAACAGUGACAAGUGACAGCAGCAAUAACAGUGACAACAGCGACAACGACGACAACAAUGGCAACGGUGACAACCAUGAGUACAGCGACAACAGUGACAGCAGCAGCAACACCGACAACAGUGACAACAGCGACAGCAGCGACAACAGCAACAACAAUGACAACAGUGACAACAGUGACAACAGAGACAACACCGACAAGUGACAAAAGUGACAACAGCGACAAUAGCGACAACAGUGACAACAGUGACAAAAAGCGACAACAGCGACAACAGUGACAACAGCGACAACAACAACAACAGUGACAACAGCGACAACAGCGACAACAGUCACAACAGUGACAACAGCAACAACAGUGACAACAGUGACAAAAGCGUCAACAGUGACAACAGUGACAACAGCGACAACAGGGACAACAGCGACAACAGCAACAACAGUGACAACAGUGACAAAAGAGACAACAGCGACAACAGCAACAAUGGUGACGACAGCGACAACAGUCACAACAGUCACAACAACGAAAACCUCGACAACAGUAACAACAGUGACAUCAGUGACAACAGCGACAACAACGACACAGUGACAACAAUGACAACAGUCACAACAGCGACCACAGAGACGACACCGACAACAGCGACAACAGCGACAACAGCGACGACAGUGACAACACCGACAACAGCGAAAACUGCGACAACAACGGCAACAGUGAAAACAUUGACAACAGUGACAAUAGCGAAAACAACGACAAAUGUGACAACAGCGACAUCACCGACAACAGCGACAACAGUGACAACAGCGACAACGACAACAUUGACAACAGGGACAACAACGACAACAGUGACAACAACGACAACAGUGACAACAGCGACAACAACGACAACAGUGACAAUGCUGACAACAGCGACAACAGUGACAACAGCGACAACAACAACAACAGUGGCAACAUCGACAACAGCGACAAUAGUGACCACAGUGACAACAGCGACAACAGCGACAACACCGACAACAGUGACAACAGCGACAACAGCGAAAACAGCGACAAAAAAGACAACAGUGAAAACAGUGAGAACACCGACAACAGCGACAACAGUGACAAUCGCGAAAACAGCAACAAAUGUGACAACAGCGACAUCACCGACAACAGUGACAACAGUGACAAGAACAACAAGAGAGACAACAGCGACAACGACAUCAGUGACAACAGUGACAACAGGGACAACGACAACAGUGAUAACAGUGACAACAACGACAGCUGUGACAACACCGACAACAGCGACAACAGUGACAACAGCGAAAAGAGCGACUACAGUAAUAAAAGUGACCACAUCGACAAAAGCAACAACAGCGACAACUGUGACAACACCGACAACUGUGACAACAGUGAAAACAGUGACAACACCGACAACAGUGACAAGAGCGACAACGACAUCAGUGACAACAGGGAGAACACCGACAUCAGUGAGAACAACGACAACAGUGACAACAGUGACAACACCGACAACAGUGAGAACCGUGACUAUAGCGAAAACAACGACAACAGUGAAAACAGUGACAAAUGUGACAACAGCGACAUAACUGACAACAGGGACAACAGUGACAACAACGACAACAGCGACAACAUUGACAACAGGGACAACAACGACAACAACAACAUCGACAACAAUGACAACAGUGGGAACACCGACAUCACCAACAACAGUGGCAACAGCGACAACAGUGACAACAGUGACCAAAGAGGCAAAAGAAACAACAGUCAAAGCAGCGGAAACAGCGACAACGGUGACAACAGGAACAUUGGUGACAACAGCGACAACCGUGACAACGACGACAACAGUGAUAACAGUGAAAACACCAACAACAGCGACAAUAGCGACAAAAGUGACAGCAGGGACAACAGCGACAACAGUGACAACAGCGACAACGGCGACUAUUUUGACAACAGCGACAAUAGUGACAACAGUGGCAACAGCGACAACAGUUACAACAGUGACAACAGCGACAACAGGGAAAACAGUUACAACAGAGAGAAUAGCGACAACAGUGACAACAGCGACAACAGCGGGAACAUUGACAACAGUGAGAACAGCGACAAAAGUGAGAGCAGUAACAACAGCAACAACAGUGACAACAACGACAACAGUGACAACAGCGACAACAGUGACAACAGCGACAACAGUGACAGCACUGAGAACAGUGAUAGCAGUGAUAAUAUUGACCUCAACGACAAGUGAUAAUAGUGACAACAGUGACCAGAGCGACAAUAGCGACAACAGUAACAACAGUCACAACGUCGACAACGGUUACAACAGUUACAACAUUACCAACCGCGACAACAGUGACAACAACUACAACGGUGACAACAACGACAAGUGACAACAUUUACAACAGUGACAUCAGUAACAACAGCGACAACGGUGACUACAGCGACAACAAUGACAACCGCGACAACAGCGAUAACAGUGACAACAGGGACAAGAGCCACAACAGCGACAACAGUGACAACAGUGACAAUAGAGACAACAGCGACAAUGGUGACAACAGUUACAACAUUGACAACCGCGACAACAGCGACAACAGCGACAACAGUGAGAACAGCGACAACAAUGACAACGGUGACAGCAACGACAAGUGACAGCAUUUACAACAGCGACAUCAGUAAGAACAGCGACAACGGUGACUACAGCGGCAACAGUGACAACCGCGACAACAGCGAUAACAGUGACAACAGGGACAAGAGCCACAACAGUGACAACAGCAACAACAGCGACAACAGUGACAACAGUGUUAACAGUAACAAUAGCGACAACAGUGACAACAACGCUAGCAGCGACAACAGUGACAACAGCGACAUCAGCAACUACAGUGACAACAGCCACAACAGUGACAACAACGACAAGUGACAACAGUCACAACAGGGACAACAGCCACAACAGCAACAACACUGACAACUGUGACAACAACGACAACAGUGACAAGAGCAACAACAGCAACAAAAGCGACAACAGUGAUAACAGCGACAACAGCAACAACAGUCACUACAGUGACAACAGUGACAACAGCGACAACAGUGACAGCAGUGACAACAGCGACAACAGUGACAACAGCCAGAACAGUGAGAACGACAACAGUGACAACAUUAACAACAGCAGCAACAGCCACAACAGUGACAGCAGUAACAACAGCAACAACAAAGAGAACGGUGACAACAACAACAACAGUGACAACAAUGAUCAUUUCUGGGUAAAAUCUUAUCAUUGGCGUAAGUUUGUUUUUGUUUUUAUGUCGCAGGCUUUAACCCUGAUGUAGUAGGCACUGAGGGACAAGGGUUUAUUUGGGAGGCUGGCGGUGACUCUGAUGAUGAACGGGAGCAAGUCGGGGAUAUCUGGGGUGAGUGAGAGAAGCAACUGCUAUCGCUCUUACAGUAAUGUUACGAGUAGCCUUUGUUAUUUCUCAUAUGUAUUAGACCUUAAUCACCUUAACGACCUUAACGAAAAACGGUAAAACGGCCGAGAUGCUCAAACGGUUGCUUGAUUGUACCCGAGCACGAUGAUACAUUAAAGUUUCUUGUUAUGUUUUUUCGUGUAUGUUGAAGUAUCGAUCUUCACGUUGUAAACAGCCAGCUAUUUUAGUCAUGUUGUUAUCUCUGCCUUUUGUCGUAAACUCUCUAGUAGCAGCAGGACAGCAGGUAAAACACACAGACGGUGGAAUAUCGUCUCUUCGAGGAAAGGCGAGGCGCGCAUCAUCUGUUUUUCACUUGCGCCAGUAAAUGUAUUUUGCAAAAACUGAGAGUUGUAAGAGUCCUUUUACGUAAUAGUGAGCUUUAGAUUUGAGUAAGAGUGGGACUUCCGAAUUUCAAACCAGUUCUUUCCCACUCAUUAGCCUGCGAAGCAAGCGUUUCUGCUCGAUUUACUCUCUUUUUUGCUCUAUUUUCAACUUUCUCGACUAACUCGCUAGCAGAUGCUUUCUCCGCGUAGACUACCCACUCAAUCCUCUUAUAAUGGUAAUCAGAACAUGGAGUGACAUAUACAUGCAAAGGGGACCAAAGAGGGAACCAUUGUGUCUCGGGUUUAAGUCUCGGCAUCGACUGAAUGUGUGUUGAGUUUAUUAUUGGCUCUCGCCUUUUGUAGGGUCAGGUUCUUCCUUUUACCCCUUUCCUCAAAAAUCAGCAUUUCCAAAUUCCAAUUCGGUCAGAAAUCGUAGACAAAGAAGCACAUUGUGAACGUGCUCCUCGGAAAUCAUUACCUAGUCAUUUAUUACUUUUUUAUAGCUCACAGAGAGCGUUUAUGUGAACUUAGUGGCAUGAAUGCGAAUAGGUGACGUUGUAUUCACUGGCGUUUAUAGGUAUAGAGAGGAUAAGCUCCAGUGAAGAUGAGGUAAGCUCAGAAUUCAGUGAAGACCAGUCUCCACCUGGAAGCCCACCGCCUGAAGACGGCAGAUGUGAGUACUAGUUUAUGAUAUUUUAUUGGUAAGCUUCGCAAAAAGCCCUUCAAUCCGGCUUAGUGUCCUUAAAAUGUCCUGCUUGUUGACGGACGAUUGCUGUGAUCGUGAAAAUUGCGAGCGUUCGAAUCCCAGCGUUUAUCAUUUUUCCCAGAAUUCAAUGCACUCUAGUAAGGUAAUGACGUCAGGUCCAGCAUUUUUUGUAGGCGACUGAGCGCUCAGUUGGUGUUUUAUGGAAACAAGUCAAUCGCGCUGAACGUUUCAGGACGUUAGGGACGAGCCUGACGAUCCUAUGGAAAUCAGACUUUUCUUGUAGAACUUUCAGUGUAAUUUGGCGACCAGGGGUCAAUUUAAUAAAACUUUUACUAGUGUAAUUUACAAUUGUAGCCAUUGUUUUCAGACUCGAAAACAAUGGCUACACUUGUAAACUGACCCCAGAUAAUGAGGUCUUCAAUGAAACUACUUUUGUAGUCGAGUUUGCAAAUUGUCAAUGUAUAAAUAUUUGCGAAGACAUGGCGUUUAAUUUGCGAUUAUUUAACUAACGUCCAGUAAGCCCCCAAAAAAAUCGAUUAAAAGAAUAUUGUCAGACAAUGUAGGUAACAAGGUAUUUUGAUAACUAUGGUUCACUCUGCUGUUUUUACUCCAGUGUUCUAUACUGAAGUGCUGGAGUCCAUAAGGCAUGGAGUCGCUAAUCACGUGGAUCCUGAGAACAUCAUACUGGAGGUUAAUGCGUCUAAGUAAGUCAAUUCAAUCAGUUAAUAGUACAGUCAACUACAGUCAACUCCAGACACCGUUUCUCUCGUGGUCUUUUUCCUUUCACUGGGACUGUGUUCUGCAGGUGAAAGUAACAGCCUUGCCCAUGGCUUUUAGAUCUUGUUUAACUUUAGCAACUUUACUUCGUGUUUAAAGCCCCUGCAGAGAACGUGUUUUAAGGUUCUGGCGUUGUAGAGAGUCCUGUUAAUGUGUGGAUGGAAGGCUGUAAUGGAGAAAAACAUUUCCGUUUUAAAACAAUAUCCGGACACGUUAGGACGGGUCCCUAAUCAAGGACACAGUACGGGUUUCUGGUGAAAUUUGUGCACGGUAGGCGUGGCGGGAUUCGCAGGUAGACAGAUCACUGCCAUAUAUUCAAUGCAACCGAUUGUUACUUCGUUGGUAUACUUUGACAUACGCUCAAGGAAUGAUUAUACGUUUCUGGGAAACUGACCACCUCACCCCCCCCUCACCCCCCACCCCUAAGCCAACAUUUUGCCCUCAUUGACAAGUAAGUGUUAAUGUUGGCUUAGGGGAGGGGUAGGUGGGCAGUUUCCCAGAAACGUAUAACGAUCCCGCUCAAAUUGGUUUUUGUUCAUCAGUGAAUUGAGAGUCUUUAAUAUUUACUUUGUCCGGAAAUCAUGUCUGACCACAUCGAAGAUUUUUUUGGACGCGGGUCAUUUUUUGUCGGACUUUUCCCGAUGACCGACUGUUACUUGCAACUCUGCUGAUAAGGUGGAUAUUGUUUCGUAAGAAGCAAACUCGUUACCAGGGUACAUGUAUACAUCUACUCGUUCCCUUCUCUCGCCCCGGGGGACGAGUAAGGAGAGGAUCCUGGAACUGAGGUUGGGUGUGAAGCUGUUUAAAGGGACAGGUUGACGGUUAAACGCAUGCUCAUUAAUUAAAUAACUUUUUUUCAAUUUAUUAUUUAUUCUAUCGGUUAAUAAUCCCUUUCACAUGUAUCUCAGCGAUCUCAAAGUGUAUUUCAAAGUAGAAGUGUAUGUCAGAGCAACCUGUAGGAGGAUGGAGGAUUAUUAAAAUCGCAGAAAAAAUUAGUGGAUUAUGCCAACACUACCAACGUUGAAUUUAUUGUUGACCCGAAGGUUUUAUUUCAUGGUUGAUUAAUUUACAGCUAUUUGCAAAUAUUUCAGUUGAUCAAGUGCAAGUGACUGCCAGGGGAGUGUGCAGAUUGGUCAUUGACAACAUUAUGACAUGAUCAUAUUGCUUGCAUAGACGAUACAGCAUGUCCCGGCGGCAAAACAGCAUUUUGAUAAAUAAGCAUGCCCCGAACCGAGAACCUGUCUCUUUAAUAUUAGUGUAGUUUGCUUGCUUUUAAAUAGACCUCUUUAGCUUGUGUGUUUUGUUUUCCCAGUAAAGGCUCCGGGGGAACUUGACUUCAUAAAUUAUGCGUACAUAUGCACGUGAACAAAACGAAAUUUGAAAGAAACAGUUCACUAGAGUAUCAUCACAUGACUUUUAUUGGGAAAAAAAAACAUACAAGCUAAAGAGGUCUAUUGUAGGUCAACCAUCUGUUCACCGUGCGAGCAAAGCCCCUUUUGUCUCCUUGAAUGAGGAAUAGAAACCAAGCUCUGCCUAAAUCGCGAUCAGCCUUUGAAGUCGCCGAAGCCCGAACUCCUGGACUAGUCAAAUCUUGUUCUCUACCGCCAAACUUGCUUUUCGAGUGCGAUCGUCGGUUUACACAAUAAACCGAUGGUCAUAACGGAGCCCUCUGUACCCAGCGCAUGGCUAUUAGGCCUGGGUUCGAAACCGUAUCCCAGCAACAAGCAGCACAUGCUCAAUAAAAAUGUUGCGCGAGUAAAAAGGCUCUGUUAGUAGGGUUUUUGGAAGUCAUUGUCAUGGUACGUAAUGUAAACUCAUGCUUCCUGUGUUGUUACUGCAGGUUCGCUUAUAACGUGACGUUUCAUGAGUUAAACCAGGCAGUGAUCAAGUCUUUACUGGAAUCGUCACUGCAUGAUUCCUCUUUAUCGAAACAAGAUAUGUCCAAAAAUCUUAAAAAGGUACAUUGUGUCAGUUAACCUGGGGUGAUUACCAUUUACUAAAACCACCCGGGCGAAAUCUUGCGCUUAAACAUAAAACUGUCAAGGGACGUGGUGGGAAAACGAUCCGCUACCACAAAGUAUAUCCAAAUCAGCUUAACAGUCCAUAUUGUCUGAAGCUUCCCAAACGGAAUGGCGCGAACCAUUUGAUUUUCCAACCGGAACUUUCGGUUUUCCCAUGAUAAUGGUAAGUACCCCCAGUUAUUUUCUGUUCUUAUCGGAGAGAAAUUCCUUUCCCCCUUCCCCCAAUCAGUUUUUAACGGCGUGGCUUAACUUCUGUGCAACACAGACUUUAGCGAGGGUUUGCGAGAUACGUGUUUCUUAGGAUUAAUCUAGCCAAUAACGCGUCUUUAUGCGCUAAGGAACUUAACCUUAGCGAAGAAUUUACUUGUAAAUGAUCAAAUCACAGCUUUGUAUCAAGCAAAUAUCUGUCCCAAAGAAUUAUAUCAAACGUUAUAAACAACUAAAAUGAACUUUGAAAAAUUGUUUGGCUAACAAGUUUUUAAAACCCGCAAUUGUCAUCCUUUUUAAUCUUCUUCAAGUUUGUCCAUCCGUGCCUUCCUAUUAAUUUGCUGUGUAAUUUAUUAUUUCUUUUAAUAUUUUAAAGAGUUUUAGUGUUAUUUUAAAGAGUUUUAGUGUUAAAAUCAAUUUGGUGGAAACUCCCACUGUUUGAAUUUUGAUAAUUUCGUGACACAGCUUCUGUAACUUUCUUACAUGGCCUUCAUGUUACAAGUCCCAAAAUCAGUGUUUUUCUGUCACGAGUUGUUGCCGGACUCUUGAGCCUGAAGGUGAGAGUUGUUUCAGCUAACUGUUUCUAUUGCAUUUGUUUUCAGGCUACAGAGCAUCUUCUGCCGAUCGUUUCCAACUACAUUAAGACGGCUGAUAGUCAAAGAGAUGCAUUGAACGCCACAGAGGUAACAAAGAGUUUGUGUGAAGCACAAAACGCACUUUCAAAGUUCGAGGCAAACCAGCCGGAUUGACCAGUUCCAAAAGAUUUUGUGUUGCUUGAGAGCUAUUAGAUAAUCUAUUUAAAAUUUUGAUGCAAAUUCUAGUUUUAUUUAAACCUCCUUAAAUGUCCUGAUUGUACGUAUUUGAUGUUGCAGUGUCUUCUACCAUAGUUAAACUAUUUCUUGUAUAGCUGGGAUAGGUCUCUUCUCUAACUUACUUUAGACGCUCUGCAUUACCAUAUUCCGUACCUUGUAUGAUGUUUCCGUUCCCUUCCAAAAAAAAAAGUGAUUUGUCAUUUCGCGGUGAAUUAAAUCGGUGUUAAUACGCUAACCUGGGAUUUCGUUGACCUUGUCACGGAAAUGCUCGGUAACUCCCUUUGUGGUUUUCGUCCCUGACAUUUAACUGAGGUUUCUGGCUUGUCGAUUUACCAGGUUUCAGUUGUUCCAAAGUUGGAUGCAGCUUUCUAGCGGAUAGGUCCUUGAUAGACCAUUCUCAUGCCUACGUCAUUUUGGCUUCAACUACCACACUUCAUUUCGUUUUUUCACUUCCUGUUUCAAUUGAGUAAUACUAGGCAGAUUCAGUAACAAAAGAGGUCUUGAAGGAGUGAGCAGAUCAGUGCCGGAUACAGACCUCGAGAUAAGGGGAGGGGCCCGGUCAUCCAGACCCUUAGAUACGGGGAGGAGAGGGAGGGGGAGGUCUCCAAAAACUUUUUUUGGGCCCUUCGGGCCUCAGUUUGGUAAAAAAUAUGAGGGCGGGGCACCCGGGGCCCCUCCCCUGGAUCCGCCACUGCAGAUGGCCUUUUCGUUUCUCAGACCGUUAUCCACCGAAUGAUUUAUCCGGUAGAAAGUGCUAUCCAACUUAGCUCAACUUUGAACCACCUGGACAAGGAAUCUAAUCGCACUAGAUGUUUUGCCUCGCGAAAAAAUUGUCAUCUUUAUUAUGUACAUUAAUUAAUGGAGAGUUGCAGCCUCAACUAUUUUCAUUUUUGUAUUUGUUUUUGUUAGGAGUUUUUCCUGCAAGCCAUGUGGGCAGCUCCUGUGUCCCAGAUUUUCCUUCACUAUUUGUACGAUAAAGAAAUCCUUGAAGAGUCUGUGAUUCUUCAGUGGUUUUCCCGGAAGUCCACAGGAGUAGAUGACAGCGGUCUCGAACCACAGCGUAAGCAUUUGCGACAACAGGUACGUCAGCGACUAUGCGAGUGUAUUAGCGAGUUUAGAGUGUUUUCUUUUGUAAUUAAUGCGUUAAUGCGUAUAUGUUGUGCUAACCAUUAGAGCUUUGGAACACUAAAAAGGUUAACUCUAAAUAGUUGCCAGUCAUUUUCUACUCUUAGCUUUCUUGGAUCAACUCGCAAAGGUGACUGGGGUCUUUGUCGAUUCCAAAGAAUGAGUAAUGCCCCAUUCAGACCAACUAAACAUGUUUAAUUUAACCAGGUUUUAAGAAUGAAAAACAGACGCGGAAGACUGGAACACAGGUUUUCACACAGGAUUGAAAUGAAAUUCAACGUGGUUUGUUAUUUGCAAUAAAUUUGCAAUCAACUUAAGUCAGUAGACAGCUUUUAUGAAGGAAACAAUUUUCAACGGUGUUUAAUUAAACACGACAGCUUUUAAAUACGUCUAAGCUUUGUUGUGAAUGGGGCUUGUGUCUUGCCUAUAUCAUUAAAGAAAGAGACUACCCGCAAAGAAAUAGUUACGUCGGAGAAGAAAUAGCUCGUUCUCUGACACAGAUUUUUUCCUGCCUUUGUUUUGCUUGUUUCUUUUUUCCUUUUCUAUGAGGAGCUCUUCUCACUGGGGGCUAUGUUAAGAGUUACUUACUCCAACCAGACUAUUUAGCACUAUGUCCGGGUUCGAUUCCAAGCCGCGCUUACACUCAGGGUCUGGAAAUAACUGAGGAGAAUAUGCUGCCUUUGUUCUGUUAUUUACAAAUGAUUAGACAUUUCGUGUCUUCUUCAAUAAAGACGAGAAACUUUCACUCCCAGUGAUAUGGCUUCUGCUUUUCAUAAAGAGUAGGGCACUAAGACCCCGCUAGUGAGGUCAACCUUAAGCUGCUAUGACACUGCCUCCUUGAGUGCAAACCGAUUCAAGACUACUUGUCUAUUGUUCGGUUGACAGAUCUCUCCAUUUAUUACAUGGUUACAAGAAGCAGAAGAAGAAAGUAGUGAAGAUGAUGAUGAUGAUGAUGACGAGGACGAAUGA
Porites lobata is the source of this 22608-nucleotide messenger RNA. NCBI's taxonomy places the organism in Eukaryota, Metazoa, Cnidaria, Anthozoa, Scleractinia, Poritidae. The record is from the annotation of a GenBank genome assembly.